UUUUUGACGGCACUAACCCGCGUAAGUGGAUUUUUGACCUGGAAAUCGCCUUUAUUGCAAACAACAUCCAGGAUGCAGCACACCCGAGACGAAUUGGCCUUGCAGUAAUGAACCUAGGCCCGGCGAAAAUGUGGUAUGUUACCCUCAAUCCUAAGCCUACCACGUGGGGAAAAGCCAACGGUGUCGAUGGGUUCAAGGAAGUAUUCUUAACCAAGUAUGUGACGGAAGCAAAUAAGGCUCAGGCAUCCCAGCAAGCGCAAGCAAGAACGCAAAGGCCGACCGAAACAGUAAACGAUUACCUAAGUGCGUUAGAAGAAAUAUGGAUGGAAUGUGGAGACGCAGCGGUCAUUCCAGAAUGGAUGAAGGUCAGCCAGUUUACCAGUGGACUAUUACCAGCGAUCAGAUUGCCAGUUAAGCAACAGGCACCACAGACUACGGCCGACGCAAUCCAAGCCGCGACAAAUUGUUAUUACGCGUUGCAAUCAACAAUUCAACCAACGCACGCGACGGAUUCAGUAAUGGAAACUAUGCUAACGGCCGUACAAGAAUUGCUUAAAGAAACGCGCAACAAUCAGGCCCAACCUCAACUCAGACAGCGAUAUCAACCCAAUCAGUAUCAACUCCGUCAAAAACAAAGAAUGGAAAACGCUAGGUCAGGGAAAAGGGCAGCCCCGCCAAUAGAGGGCAAUGGCGGCGGCACGAUAAUAAGUCCCUCGCAAGGUGCUAUGCAGUACGGGGAUACCGACGUUUACGGACCUACGUAUUGUACAGCCUUUGUGCAGGAUGUGGAGUGUAGGAUCUUAGUCGAUACUGGAUCCUCUUGA
Molecule: messenger RNA, 824 nt
Organism: Paraglomus occultum
Lineage: Eukaryota; Fungi; Glomeromycota; Glomeromycetes; Paraglomerales; Paraglomeraceae
Source: the annotation of a GenBank genome assembly